AUGGAUGAGAUGGAAGGUGUAGUACGAUCCUUGGAACAGGAAUAUCGGUUGAUUUUGCUACUGAACCAUAGGAACAAAAAUCAACACAGUGCGGCUGGUUGGUAUGGAUCAUUCAAUGAACUGAAAAGAAAUUGUGGACGAAUAAUAAAGCUUCUGAGCUCAUGGAGAUUACAAGCAAAACGCCUAAAAGAUGUCGAGUGGGUCAAUAUGCACAGACUUCUAAAGAGGGCGCUCUUUCGGCAGUUAAAGAGUUGGUACUGGCAGUUCAACGGUAUCAUUGCUUUAGGGCAAUUUGUGACGUUAGGAUGUACACUAGUGGCAUUACUGGCAAAUGUGAGGGCAUUGUAUAUGAAAAUAUGGGAAGUGAACGGUGCCGAGUUUGUAAGAUGUGGAUGUUUUAUGAAAAUGUUGCCAAAAAAAGAGGACAAACCGGUUAUGAAUGAUGUGGAAGAACUGGGGGAAGUUAUUGAUGAAGAUGUUGGCAGCAAUGUUAGUGGAAAUGACCUUGCGGUGUUACCAAUGCAGGUUGCUGAGCCAAAGAACGGCAAGAAGAAAAAUAAAAAGAAAAAGAAGAACAAAUCGGCUAUCGAUGGCAUCUUCGGUUAA
Molecule: messenger RNA, 606 nt
Organism: Saccharomyces kudriavzevii IFO 1802
Lineage: Eukaryota; Fungi; Ascomycota; Saccharomycetes; Saccharomycetales; Saccharomycetaceae
Gene: RMP1
Product: Rmp1p
Exons: 1
Coding region: 1-606 (201 amino acids)
Biological process (GO): maturation of 5.8S rRNA from tricistronic rRNA transcript (SSU-rRNA, 5.8S rRNA, LSU-rRNA); nuclear-transcribed mRNA catabolic process, RNase MRP-dependent
Cellular component (GO): ribonuclease MRP complex
Molecular function (GO): rRNA primary transcript binding
Source: RefSeq, a predicted model, not a curated record